This is a messenger RNA of Elgaria multicarinata webbii, 3419 nucleotides long. It is a transcript of the gene ABHD10, whose product is annotated as abhydrolase domain containing 10, depalmitoylase. Gene Ontology annotation, biological process: protein depalmitoylation. The coding region runs from base 30 to 893 and encodes 287 amino acids. Gene Ontology annotation, molecular function: hydrolase activity, hydrolyzing O-glycosyl compounds; palmitoyl-(protein) hydrolase activity. The record is from RefSeq and is a predicted model, not a curated record. Gene Ontology annotation, cellular component: mitochondrion. The transcript has 5 exons. Lineage: Eukaryota; Metazoa; Chordata; Lepidosauria; Squamata; Anguidae.
CUCUGGCGGGUCGCUCAGGCUGGAGGGGCAUGGCGGCGGCGAGAGCGCUGUGGCGGCGGGAGAGGCUGAGCUGGGGCCUGGCCGUGGCCCGGAGGACGGGGCUGGGCUUCCCUCAGUUACUGGGUUGUAGACAAAAAUCAUCGCACAGUUUCCUUAACCGAGCUGAUAAUCCAAAUCUAGCUUACCAUAAACUAAAAGGCAAGAAUCCUGGAGUUGUCUUCCUCCCCGGUCUUUUUUCAAAUAUGAAUGGCGAAAAAGCACUUGCACUGGAAGACUACUGCAAAUCUGUUGGUCAUGCUUUUGUAAGGUUUGAUUACAGAGGCUGUGGGAGUUCAGAAGGCAAUAUUAAAGAGAGUACAUUGGGAAAGUGGCGGAAGGAUGUUCUUUCUGUACUGGAUGAACUCACUCAAGGACCACAGAUUUUAGUUGGUUCCAGUUUGGGCGGAUGGCUGAUGCUUCAUGCAGCAAUUGCCCGUCCAGAAAAGGUGGCUGCACUCGUUGGAAUAGCAGUUGCUGCAGACUAUCUUGUAGCAGCUUUUCAACAGCUUCCUGUAGAGACCAAAAAGGAAAUAGAAGAAAAAGGUGAAUGGAAGUUGCCAACCAAGCACAAUGAAGAAGGAUUUUACUCUCUGCCAUAUGAACUCAUUCAGGAAGCAGAAAAUCACUGUGUAUUGAGUAGCCCUCUUCCCAUAAAAUGCCCUGUGAGACUUAUUCAUGGCAUAAAGGAUGAAGAUAUCCCAUGGCAGACUUCCUUGAAGGUUGCAGAGAACGUUGUCAGUGGAGAUGUGGAUGUUAUUCUCCGCAAAGCUGGUGAACACCGGAUGAAAGAGAAGGAUGAUAUCAAACUUAUGAUAUACACUGUGGAAGACUUGAUUGAACAGUUGAGCACCUAGCAUGCAUUGUGCAGUGACAGAAGCAGAAGAAAGCUCAGAUGGCAGGUGGGGGGAACUAAGUUCAAAGGGUAACUGGUCAGCCUGAAGGACCUGGAGAGUUACAAUUAUUUUCUUACCUUUUUAUUUUUUAUUUUGGUAAAUACAGCUAUCUUCUUAAUGCUGCAUUUGCACAAACAAUAAAAUGUGAAUAAAAUGCUGCUGUUCAAUCCCUUCUUCCCCCACUCAAAUUACCACUGACUUUUAUGCAAUAUGUAUUUCUUACAUUUUCACACCUGGGUAUUCUUGUGCCAGUACCUACUACUUACCUUGAAGUAUUGUGUGACCUUUCCUCCUUUUUUACUCUUUAAAUAAAUAUGCAUUAUAAUGUCCUUCCACUUGAGUUAUGAAACGUAAUUUAUCAAUCCAAAUCCAUGCUAUCUAGAAAUGCACCUGAAAUACUCAUGUGUUACUUCUACCAUGAAUAGUUGAGGUUUUUUUUUAAUGCUGAGGAGUAUUAAAAGCUAAGGGAAAUACACAUUUCAUCUUGAAUUACCUAAAAUAGCUUGAAUUGGUUAUGUGUUUCCUGCAUAGGAGUGAUAUGCUACUACAGCUGUACAUUAUAUUAAUUUAGACCCAGCCAGACACCAAAGUAAACACACAAACAAACUCUUCACUUAAUAUACAUCUCUGCGCCAAAGAAGGAAUAUUUCUAGUUGUAAGCUUAUUUAUCAGAUGCCUAAACACUGCAGGAAACGAUGCCUAUUGAAACUAAUGGGGCUUUAUUUCAAAUUUGUUUAGGGCUUGGUAUAGCAGGGCCCAACAACUUAUAACGUUAAAUGCAUCACAGUGAUAUCAGGGUUUAGUGAUAUUUUAAUUAAAACACAGCAAUAGAAAAAAUCCCUGUGGUGCUAAUGGAAUCUUUUUAUUAUUGCUACUUGAUGGGUGCUGUGGUCCCAAUCCAUAUUGGCUGCAUCCUGUUUGGUUUUAAUUAGAGAGAAAACACUGAUGUCACAUUUAGGCUGUGAUCCUAUGCAUGUUUAGACAGAAAAAUAUUUCCUGCCUAUUAUAAUUACAGAUGAGAGCUACAGACUACAGGAUUCCUCAGCCAGCCAUACUGGGAGUUGUAGGACUUUUGUCUGUAUAAACGUGCAUAGGAUGUGCCCUUAUUGCUGCGUAUAGGUAAGCCCUGAGUCACACAGAGUAGAACCAGAUCAUAAGUAUAUCUUAGAUGUAAACAGUGCAAUGCUUCCAUUCUAGACUGCUGGUUUUUUUUAUAUACUGGUGGUUUGCCAAAGAUGAUCGUAUUUGUAAAGUGGACUUCUGCAUAUUUCACAAGCUUGAUUUAUCUUGUGAUUGCAAAUACUUUAUUUGUCAAUGACGAGGAUCUUCAAGCUUUCUAAUAAAUAGACAUGGUUUGGGGAUAAAAUUCUUUUAUAGGAAUUGCUUUCUCCUAAGUAAUGCUACUUAAAACUCCAAUGUCAUCACUAAAAAGUAUUGUUCUGAAAGUAGCCUUGAAAAAGCAAUGUCAUCAUGGCAUUCUAGGGUUAGUGUUUCUCCCAGUUCUUUUGAGGGUUUCAUCCUUUAGUGAGGAGGCAGCAGAUCUGGUGCCAUUAUAGCUCAACAAAAAAAGUCAAUGUAAGUUAUGCAAUUUUUAAGAUGAAAUUCUACAUAUUUCAAGCCAAAUACUGAAUUAAUUUUUGCUGUGAAAAGGAGAUGUUACUAGAUCAUAGGUUCAAAUAUUAUUUGUUACAGUUCAUGGAAGCAAUCUAAAACAUGGAUCCUGUUGCUAGUUAUUGCAGGUAUGUGUUGCACGUGCAUUCCCAAGGACGUGGCAUUUUUUUCAAAGGAAAAGUUCCCUUUGCACAUACAGGGAUUCUGACUAGUGUGAAAUGUAAGAUUAAAUCCUUCAUGCAUUGUAAAAAGUUCUAGAUGACAAGUCAUGGUGAGUCUGCCUUUUGUCAAUGGUUAACCAUACCUGAUGUUGUCAGAUGCUUAAUUUCCAGAAAAUCUCUCUCUCAGUAGGUGCUAUUCCCAUUGAGACUCCACAGCAAUUGGGAGUCUGGUGAAGUGCCUUAUGGAUUCUUAGCUCUUCGUAUUUCACAUCUCUAGGGGAAAUGCUACCUUUAAUUGUAAGGUAGCAAAUGUGGUUUGGCAACUUUGAGAAACAUGACACUGCAUGUCUACACAAGCCUGGAUGACCUGAGUAUGCACCUGCUAAACAACAAAAGCACAAGUCUGUGUUGCAUGUGCAAUCUACUGGAUCACAGUAUGACAUGGAGGUACUAUGGUGGAAGCAGUGGGACUGACUUCCGUGUAAUAAAUUCAGUUGUGCUGAAUAUUGCAUCACAAAAAACUGUUCUCUGAUACUGCCUUUAUGAUGCUAUUUCUGUGUAUUCGUAGAGAAUGUGUUAAUGUAAAAGCACUGUCACUGGUAAGAUCUGUAACUGUUCCAGUAUUUGGCUAUAGACUACCCAAAUAGGCUUCUCUGUUAUGUUGCAAGGGUAUAAGAAGGAAUCUGUCCUAGCCAAUUAAGGUUAUCUCCCAGUU